This is a messenger RNA of Pungitius pungitius (ninespine stickleback), 5983 nucleotides long. RefSeq names its product fibroblast growth factor receptor substrate 3 (gene frs3). Gene Ontology annotation, biological process: fibroblast growth factor receptor signaling pathway. Gene Ontology annotation, molecular function: fibroblast growth factor receptor binding; transmembrane receptor protein tyrosine kinase adaptor activity. The record is from RefSeq and is a predicted model, not a curated record. The transcript is spliced from 7 exons. Gene Ontology annotation, cellular component: cytoplasm. NCBI's taxonomy places the organism in Eukaryota, Metazoa, Chordata, Actinopteri, Perciformes, Gasterosteidae. The coding region runs from base 436 to 2298 and encodes 620 amino acids.
CACACACACCCGAUGUGAAUAGCCCAGAUGGAGGGGAAAGCCCGUUCGAUCAGUGGAUGUAUGACUGCUGUCUACGGAGCAACCCGGUGCUCCCCUUUGCUUUUUGUUGAACAUCGACCCAAGGUAGCCGAGGAGAAUCGGGGGUGUUGUGGAGUCCAGCUCGGCAUCUCCAGCCAGAUGUGGAGGCCCCGGGUUUAGAGUCCACACUUAAUGCGGCGGCGCUGAUGUGAAAUCGGUCCGUGGGGCUGAGUGAGGCUGACAGGGAGCAGCAAUCAUAGGAGCAGAUGAGGGAGAACAUGAGGCUUCUCUUCAGGAUGUCGGUACAACAAACUAACUGGCUUGUGACGACGAUGCCCAGUCGAAGAUUCUGGGAUUGAUCCGUGACUCCCUUUACGCUGAUGGCCUGGGCUGAGUUUCAGCUGGCCUGCUGACGCUAUGGGGAGCUGUUGGAGCUGUCUGUACAGAGACCCCAUUCGAGACAACCACCUCACCAAAUUUAAGGUCACGAACGUGGACGAUGAGGGCAACGAGCUGGGCUCCGGCGUCAUGGAGCUCACCCAGACCGAGCUCAUUCUGCACACGCGGAAGAGGGACGCCAUCCGAUGGCCGUAUCUCUGCCUGCGCCGCUACGGCUACGACUCCAACCUGUUCUCCUUUGAGAGCGGCCGGCGCUGUCAGACGGGGCAGGGAAUCUUUGCGUUCAAGUGUUCCCGGGCAGAAGAGAUCUUCAAUCUGCUUCAGGAGCUGAUGCAAUGCAACAGCAUCAACGUGGUGGAAGAAUCCAUGAUGAUGAGUCGCAGCGGUCACACCCCAGAGAUGGAAAUGUCUCGCACACCACAGACUCCCAACACUCCAGCGUUCCCAGUUCAGGCUUUUCCCAACGGAUACCCCGGUUACCCAAUCAGAGGAGAUUCCUCCCAGCCCUCUCUGGCUGACGAUCAUGGACACGGCCUCAUGGGUUUGGAGGACCAGACCCACACCUAUGUAAACACUGUUAGUAUGGAGGGGGACCUCUCUAUGCGUCACUGCGUGCACUCCCUGCCCGAGGUGCGGCCCGGCUCUUUCCCUGAAGCAACACGAGGGGCCAUGCCUGUCGGCGGUGCAGGAAAUCCCCCGUCCAACCUGCGGUGCUGUCCCCUGGAGGAGCGCAGCGAUCCUCAGGUGUUCUUGCAGCCGUCCUCGCAGGAGGUCAAAUUCAUGCUCGGCCCCACUCCGGCACAGCGCCAUCUGCUGGAGAGAGAGAGGGACAGAGAGCGGGAGCGGCAUGGGCGAAAUCCUCACAGCCUUCAGCCAGCAGACGGUGCAACAGGCUCAGAGACGGAGGGCGACGAGCAGCCUCCGAUGCACCUCUGCAGCUCCCACUCCUACCACCACUUCCAUCACCACGCGCACCGCCACCCGGGCCUCGAGCACUCGGACAGCUGCCAGAGCGGCGAGCUCACCUACGAGAACAUCAACGGGCUGAGGAGCGGCCGCAAGCAGCGGCUGAGCCCGAGCAGCGUGUCGCAGUCUCUGGGCUCGAGCAGCAGCAGCAGCACCGGGGACAGUCACACGCACUCCAUGCUGCACCCGCACGCCCUCGGCCCGUCGCCUCUCCCCCCGCAGGGUUACCCCUGCGAGAGGGUCAUGGGCGGGGGUCACCGUCGGACAGCUCUGCUCAACUACGAGAACCUGCCCUCCCUCCCGCCGGUGUGGGAGUACAGCGCCCUGCAGCGGGACGACGAGCAGGAGGAGGAAGACGACGAGCAGGAUGAGGAGGACUACGAGGAGGAGGAGGAGGACUUUGAUGAGUACGAGUUCUCGGAGGGACCCGGGACACCCAAUGGGUACCACCAGGACGGUCGGGGCAUCCACAGAGAUGCCCUGCAGAACUACGUCAACACAGAGCAGGUGCAGCCGCCGCGGCUCCGACACGCCUGCCCCCCGCAUCCUCGGCCCUGUCAAGCGGACAGAGGCGGGGGGGUGUUUAGCUUUGAUUUCCGCGGACGAUCGAGGUCGGGGGUCGGAGGCUGCGAGCACGGCCACAUGCCUCCAUCCCGGCAGCUGAAUUACAUCCAGGUGGACCUGGAGGGAGAGCCUCCCUGCCAAGGCCUCAACAGCGGGGGCGCCCAGACGCAGCCACAGCACCAGCGCCCACCACCCAAAACAUGUGGCCCGCAGGCACCCCGGCGCAGUGAAUGCUACGCGGUCAUUGACCUGAAGAAGACCGCCGCCAUGUCCAACCUGCAGAAAGCGCUGCCCAGAGACGAUGGGACUUCCAGAAAGACUCGCCACAACAGCACGGACCUGCCUCUGUAGACGGUGUUCGGAGUGAGGAGGAUCGACCAAGACAGACGAAGGCUUCUCCUCAUCCUAGCACACUGGACCCUUCACUGUCAUCCAUCCAAUCAACUGUCGGGCUGACUAAUACAGUACAGGUACCUAAUUAGAACCUUCUGUGCGUAUAAAAAGGAAAUGAGAAAUCUCUGAGGAGAAUUUGCCAUUUUAUUCUGUGUUAUUUAUUAGAUAUGUGUUUGCAGUGUUUACUGCAAAUAUGUUUGCUGGAUAUAUGGAUAUUUACAUAUAUACAUAAGCAAAAAAUGAUGUGUAUAUAUGAUUUUAUGCUUUGCUAUGACUUGGAGCAGAGACCUGUGGAAGCUGUCAUUGCCAUAAUGUAUCAGCAAAUUUUAAUUCAUAAACCCAUCUCCACUCACACAUUGAUCCUAUAAUUUAGUUCCUCUACAUCAAUGGGGCUUUUUGCUUAAAUGCUCUGAGAGUCAAACACGUGACCCUCACUACAGGAGUAGUAGAGUAAAUGUUGAGAUGACGAAAGGUCAAUGGUUCCUCCAAUAUUCAUACCUCAUCACAAGCAUUUUGAUCCCGAUCUUGCGGCUAGUUAUUUGUUACUAGAUGCCUACAGAGCAUUUUGCACACAAUCCUGUGGAAUUGUAUUUCAUCAUAUCUUAGGGAAUGGUUUAAUCCUUUUCCAGGAAUGAAAUGAACAGAAGGGGAUGGUGAUAUCAGCAGAAGUAUACUCAAAUGAACGAUGGUCAAAGUAGCACACAUGGAUUAAACGGGCUUUGCUCACUCCUCCACAUGCAGCAAAUGAAAAAAGUAGCAUAUCAUCUUCGAUCACACCUCCUGCACGUCACCCCAGACCUGCAGGAGGUCCACGCAGUUUACGCUUGUCACGUUGCACUUUUGACCGUGGGCCACUGAAACGCUUUUUGUCUCUACUCCCCCCCCCCCCCCCCCUGCUGGAGCCACAGGUCGCACCGCGUCCUUUCCACCAAAAGCAGGGGGCCAAAUAUUUCACGGACACUCGCAGAUAUGAUUUAGUUACAUGUUUUGAUGGAGAAGACAUCAACCUCAAAUAGUGGCAUUAAGCUAUAACCUCACAUAAGAAGUGCUGAAUCUGUCAUUUUUCGGUUAUCAGGUGUGAAUGGUCUGUUUUUAAAGGGUAAUCAAGUCAUGAAGUGGCAAUUCUUUUGAGGCUAUUUAUCAAUCGUAGUCAGAUGUUUAUCUAUUUAUUUAUUUAUGAAUUAUUUCAUUUUGUAAUUGUAAUUAUUUUGUUUUCCAUUUGAUGACCAGCUUUUUGUAAUCCAGAAAUGUGGAGACCAAAGUUUCACCUCAAACUAUCGCUGGUGUAUUACUGUUAUAAUUGUGCUUAAUUAUAUUUUGAAAAGGGAAAGAAAAAAAAAAAAGACUAUUUAUAUUUGAAGUGCCAAAACUUAUUUGCAAACUGUAUGAUGAAUAAAAUCAACCGUGCCAUUAGGUUUUAUAGAAACCAAUAGGACAGAUCACAGGCAUGAGGUGAUAACGUUUAGGACAACAACUUUUUAGAAAAGUCCAACUUUUUAAGGAUAGAUUAAUAGCACAUUCCACCUCAUCCAUAUUCACAGGCGUUUGGGAGCGAGAUGUAAGAACGAUAACCUUGUGGUCUGAUAAUCACAGCCAGGGUGGUUUUAUGCUGCUACAUGUACAUAUUAACAGGUACCGGUUGUCAGGACAACAACAUACAUAUUUGAACCUAUGCGAUGUCAGAUCUUACUCCAUAUGUUUAAUUGCUAAUAGAAGUAGCGUAGUUUUACUUCUGAGCAGUAGAAAUAUUUAAUGUACCAUUUCAGAGGAUGUGUGGUUUGAUGGGAGAAGAAGCACGGAGCCACCGAUGCUUUCAUCUUUUCAUCGUUGAGUGCUCACAUCAAGGUGAUAUUUUCAUCUGAAGGAGGCUGGUCACAUGUUUGAGAGUUAUAGAUGGCAGUACUAUUUAGCUUUCAAUCAAUAAGGGAGGCAAUUAUUAAAAUUCUUAAAUUCUAAUUUUUGGGCUUCUGCUGGACACAUAAUAAACAUUUAUUAGUGAAUCCAGCGAUCUUUUGCCAGGUUAAUUGGUGCAUCUCUUCAAAUUGCUUGUUUUGUCUCACCAAAAAUCCAAAACCAUGAAGUAUUCCAACCACAGAUAUUUGAAACUAAAUAUUUUAGUGCUACUGGUAAAACGGUAAAAAUAAUGUGAGCGUUUUUGUUUCUGGUGAACAUUCCCAACACAGAAGCUUUACAUAACCUCGAAAUCAAAAGUUUAUGGUUUGUGUAUUUGCUUGAUUGUCAUACUUUAAAUAUGCCGUUAACAAAAAAGAUAAACAGGCCAACUUUUAGAGGAGAUUUCUGACUGUAUUUGCAGAGAUAUUGUCAUGAUACAUUGAAAUGAUGUUUACAUUUUUGCAAUAAUAGGUAAAUUAUUUUUUGUCGAUCUAAUUCAGACCAAUGUACGAAGUGUGAAAGUGAAAUAGUCUAUAGAGCUGUGGGCUUAGUGUAUUUAAUCGCCUGUUCUUCUGUAAAUCAGCAGUCUUAUUUUUUUAUUUCAGGUACAAUGUUUACUUUUCAACCUUCAUAGUACAAUAUCAGCUGUGACCGUAAACAAAGACGUGUGUUUUCUUGAUUGUCAAACACUGUUUUCUUGAACUUACAGUAACACUCAGUAGGUGGCCAUUGCCAGUAUUUAAAUUACAUUUCCUUGUAUUAAUCUUUUCAAAAAAAAAAAAGUGGCAACGUUUCACACAGGAAUCAGAAAGUGUUUCUUAAUUUCUCAUAACAUGGUUACAUGUGAUCCAUUUUUUAAAUGUGCAAAGUACCUUUGUCACAACGCAGUAACCUCGCCACCACCACCCGAGCCAGUUAACCGUGGUUACGACAUCAUUAGCACAUACGCCUGUGUUCACUGAUUCUGAGACUCCAAAAUCAAAUAGAUGGUUAAUGAUUGCUUUUCCAAAAAGCGCUCAUGUGCUCCUGAGAAGUGCAGCUCCCAACCCCAUAACUCACUGGUUUAUUAUUGGUUUCGGGUUGUCUCGUUUUCAUCACCUGCCGUGUUUACGCUCAGAGCGUUUUUCACACAGGUGCCAGUGGAACCGGCGCCGCUCACAGCUGUAAUUAGUUCUGCGGGGCAAAGGAAACGUGGAGGUAACACCUCGUAGCGUCGAGAUCCCAGAACUGAAUUUAUUGAAUGAGUUGUUUUAACACAAGGGCUUGCUCUGUGAUUCAUGUACAAACAUGAACGCCAUUUAGUCCAUUAAAAAAAAAGGAGAAAAACAUUCUCACCGUGCCUUUCAUUUUCAAGGUUGAGUAAUAUUUCCUUUGCUGUCAAGGAGCGACGCCUGUUGUCAACAUAAUAAACAAGUAAAGGUACCGCCAGGUCGAAAGGGGCUUUAGUCAAAGUGGUUUUAAACUUCAACAAAAGGGGCCAACUCUUAACAGUUUAAACCAUACUUUUUUAUUUUAUUAUGUUUGUUUAAAGAGAGUUUUUGAACGUCUAGAAAAAUGCAUCAGGGGCAACUGACUAGUCUUAAAAUAUGUCCACCAGCUACCAUGUCUCCUUUAUUUAUUCUUAAAAUGUAAAAAAUAAUAAAUUGUGAUUUUAUUUUUUUAUCAAGAGGACAACAGCAAAAUGAAGCUCCAGGAAGUCACUGGCUCUUCUCAUUUAAUUGAUAUUAAGUGAUAUCAACCGUCUCAUUGA